Molecule: messenger RNA, 1497 nt
Organism: Penicillium cinerascens
Lineage: Eukaryota; Fungi; Ascomycota; Eurotiomycetes; Eurotiales; Aspergillaceae
Exons: 1
Coding region: 1-1497 (498 amino acids)
Source: RefSeq, a predicted model, not a curated record
AUGGUUACCCACUUUUUGCGCGUGGUUGCCUUUGCAGCGUCCGCUUGGUGCUUCGCUCUCCACCGCCGCAAUGGAACCGGCCUUGCGGUCGAUAUCGAUUGGAACGAUGUGCUGAUGGAGUCCAAGACAACUGCCACUCUACAGUCUGUAGCCAAUCCACCUCUGCUGUCCAACAGUAGUACUCGCGUCAAUGCCCUCGAGUCCCUACGUACCGUCGCGGCCGACUACGUUCGCUACGUGCCGUGGUUCCCCUAUCCUCGCCUGGCGGUUCCUGAAAUCAAUGCACCCGUCAUCAACGAGACCCACUGCUCCACCAGUUGGGAUUUUUCCUAUGCGGAUCAAUUGCUGCUUGACUUUAUGGCCAGCACUCCCGAUGUAUCGCAUAUCAUUAAUUUUAGUACUACGCCCGACUGGAUGUGGGUCACAGAUACCCCGUAUACGUAUCCCGAGGACGUCAACACAAUUGACUGGAAUUACAAUAAUGGCACCCAGCUGCGCGAUCCCUCCCUGAAAGAGAUCUCCGACUACUACCGCCGGCUUCUGUCGUGGUACGUCAAGGGCGGCUUCACCGACGAGUGCGGUGUCUACCACGAGUCAGGCCACCACCUCGACAUCGAGUUCUGGGAGAUUCUCAACGAGCCCGACUCGGAACACGAUAUUCAGCCCGAUCUGUACAACCGGAUCUACGAUGCAGUUACUGAAGCUAUUCACGAGGUAUCCCCCAACACCCAAUUCGUAGGUCUUGCGCUGGCCACGCGGAAUGUGACUUGGGUCCAGUCAUUCCUGAAUCCCGCCAACCACAAAGCCGGCACGCCCCUGGACUGGAUCAGCUACCACUUCUACGCGACACCCGACAACUCCACUACGCAGAAUGAAGCUGCACAGAGCUUCCAGCAAGCCGACACGUUCCUCGGAGAAGUCGUGCAGAUCGAGGCAGCCAGAAGGCAGAUCUCGCCUCAUACCAAGACCACCAUCGACGAGCUCGGCACUAUGGAUCCACUCGGAUCGACGACCGUGUAUCCAAACUACACCAUCCCGGAGGAGUACUGGGUAUGGAGCGGAGGAAUUUAUGCCUACAUUUUUUCCAAGCUGGCCGUUGUGGGUAUCGAUGCUAUCGGCGAGAGUCAGCUGAGCGGAUAUCCGGGUCAAUACCCGUCCGUAUCCUUGAUUGACUAUCACACCGGUCUGCCCACUGCCCGGCUCCGUGCGCUUCAGUUGAUUCAGGCUAGUCUUCGUCCUGGUGACAAGCUUGUGAAGACUACCAGUGAUGAGACCCAGAUCCACGCGCAGGCAUUUGAGACUUCCCAGGGUCAGAAAAGGACUUUGUUAGUGAACAAGCUGGAUCAGGUGGCCGGUAUCCAGGUCCCGGGCUUCCAGGGUGGAACUGCUGAGAUCGUGGAUGUGAGCACCGGCGGUAACCCUUGGCGGACGGAGAAGGUCGCUGGCAACAGUGUCAAUGUCGCUCCAUACGCUAUUGUCGUGCUUACUGAAGCCUGA